UGGUACAGUCUGUCGACGUCCUGCGCGGGAGCGGAAAACGUGCAUCUGAGUGUUGGGGGGAAAGGAGCGUUGUGUUUUCCUGCUUGGUAAUACGUUCAGCAUGACUCGAGAUUGGAACCCUGGCGAUCUGAUCUUUGCCAAGAUGAAGGGCUAUCCACACUGGCCUGCCAGGAUUGAUGAAGUCCCAGACGGUGCUGUGAAGCCAUCCAAUAUCAAGUUCCCCAUCUUCUUCUUUGGCACCCAUGAAACAGCAUUUCUUGGCCCAAAAGAUAUCUUUCCGUACCAGCUCAACAAAGAGAAGUAUGCCAAGCCCAACAAGAGGAAAGGCUUCAAUGAAGGAUUGUGGGAGGUUGAGAACAACCCAAAAGUUGAGCUCACUGCACCCAAGCCGCUGCCCUUUGAAUCUUUCACUGGAAAGGAUUCGGACAGCAGCCCAGAGGGAGAAGAGGAAUCUGAUGACAAGGGGAUGAAACCCAAAGUUCCAGGAAGUGAGGCUGAGCAGGAGAAUGAGAAUGAUGAUGAGGAGGAGGAGGAGGAGGAGGAGGAAGGGUCUCUGAUCUCUGAGCAGGGUCCUCAGAACCAGGAUGGCUCGGCAAAGAAAGAAUCUACCGCUGUUCCUAAACCCAAGAGAGGGAGAAAGAAAAAGAGUGAUGCUGAGCAGGAGACUGAAAAACACGAUGCUCCUGUUAGUCCUGUUAGUCCCUCAGGUGCAGAAGUUCCUAAACGAAGAGGCAGGAAACCCAAAAGUGAGAAGUUACUUUUGCUCCAGCAGGACCAGCAAGGCUCAGGAAGUGAAAUGGACACUGCCGAGUCAGAGAGAAAGAGAAAGAGGGCAGCAGAGGACAAGUCCAAGAGUGGAGACGAGGAGAAGAGAAAGAAGGAGGACAGCAAAGGAAAGGAAGCAGAGGUGAAGGAGCCUGAAGCCAAGAAGAAGAAGAAGGACGACAGCUCCUCAGGCUCUGACGAUGAAGAGAAAAACAAAGGCAGAAAGAAACACCAAAACUCCGAAAUGGACAAAGAUGUGCGGCGACGGAAAGCCGAUGAAUUAAGAGAGCCAAACAAAGAUGAUGGGAAGAAAAAUGAGGAGAGGACAGGAGUCAAGAAAAAGGAAAUGUCAACUGAGUUGAAGCUCCAGAGACUCCACAGUGAAAUCAAGAUCUCACUGAAAAUAGACAACCCUGAUGUGAAGAAGUGCUUGGACGCAUUAGACGACAUCGGUGCGCUUCAAGUGACAACCCAGCACCUGCAGAAGCACAGUGAACUCAUCGCCACCCUCAAGAAGAUCCGCAGAUUCAAGGCCAGCCAGGACAUCAUGGACAAGGCCACCAUGUUGUACAACAAGUUCAAGAGCAUGUUUCUGGUUGGAGAAGGCGACUGUGUGCUCAGCCAGGUGCUCAACAAGUCUUUAGCUGAACAACGGCAGCACGAGGAGGCCAAGAAAGGAGCACUGAAGAGAGUGGAGCAAGCCAAGGAAAACAACUCGGACAAGAUGACAAAUGGUGAUAUCGGCCCCGAAGAGAAGAGGCAGGACGCGGAGAGAGAGAGGCCUCUUGAGGACACCUCGGUGGGAGAAAAUCACAGUGCCCCAAAAGCUCAGGAAGAGUCCGCUUGAGUGUCCUACGUGCCCGGAGGAAAGAAGACAUUUGCUGCUUUGUUCAAACCGGGCUGACCAACGGUUCAGCUCCUUUUGAUGACUGAUAGUGAUCACUGGUUUCCACUCCCCAGAUAGACCGACUGCCUUUUUUAUUUUUACUUUGUGUCUUUAAAAAGGUAAAUAUUACACAAUCUGUCACACCUGUUGAAUUUGAGUAAUGACUGUGUAGAGAGUUAGAAAUAAAUCUGCAGCACUUUGACCUUAGAGACAUGAUUAGUACCAACUGGUCCUAUUUCUCACUGGUGGAGUAGAUGGCUUUUCAUGUCCUCGAUCAUUGCAUAUGCAUUUAAAUAGUUUGACAUUAAGAGAAUCUACAGUUCGAUCUUAACUUCACUUAGUGUAUUGAAGUACAGAUGCUUAGUUUUAGUUAGAAGUGCCAUUCCCGUGUUCAAUAAUAUUGGCUACAUUAACAUUUUUAAAGAUUUCUAGUUUGCCAAAGUUUUCUCAAACAUGUUCAAGUGUCUUGUUUUAAAAGUUUCAUUUUUAACGUAGAUGUAAAUAAGAGUAUUUUUGUGCCCGUCUGUUCCAGCAUCCAAUAAAAAAGUAGUGCAGAAAAUAAUCCUUGUCUUUUUAAUCUUAUAUUCUCAAUGAUUGCAUGAAGAUCAUGUGGCAAUCUUAAACAUUGCUGUUGUGGUUGUACAGAACAACUCAAAGAUCUUUCUCUAUUGAUGAAAUUAGAUUUUUAACUACCGGGGUUAUUGCUGUUAUGUUGCUAUUGCUAUCAAGUUGUAUUUGUUCCUUUAGGUUACUAGAAAUGGAUUUCCUCAAUGAGCUUCUUGGGAUGAUCGGUUCACAAGUCUUCUGUAUGUUUGUGCUAUUCUCACAGGUUUGAAGUGAGUGGUAACCAGUCAUAAAUGUGCAUCAAAAUCUGACUGUUGGUGCCAAGUCACUAUCAAACCAUACCAAAACAGUCUUGAUGAAGCAUACAAGCUGAAUAUUUGACGGUUAAACUAAAUAUAACUAAGAAUAUUUUUUCCAAGAUUUGUGCGUUUAAUGAAUAUUUAAAAAUGAACAUUAAACACUUUCCAAUAAAUGUUAGUUGAUUUCAAACAGUCAGUAAAAAUGUAAGCAUUAUUGUGCAAAAACGUGUUUAUUUUGAAACAAUAUAUACAUUUCUCUUUGAGAUAUAAAACAUUGCAGUCUAUUACGCAGCAUAAAUAAGUGAUCUGAUCCAAAGAAAAUAAAUUAGUUGAAUGCACCACGGUCCACAUAAGGAUAGGCCAUGAAAUCUCCUAUCUUGUUGCCUUGAGCGUCGUAGUGCAGCAUCCGGAAGCACUUGUCACAGAAGAGACACGGGUCACUCGCAGCAAACUGGUCGUUGGUUGUGAGCCACCUGGAAAGAGUCGGGGAUGGUAAACUCGUGUUCACAGUUUAAGAACACCAGAGCACUUUUUUGACCCACCUUCCGAUGUAGACGUGGCACACGGCACACUUCUGGGUGGUGACCCUGUGCUUGUGUGUGAGAAGUGGGUACAGCUUCUUGUCCAGGCAGUCGUUGGCAUGGGUCAGUCUGCAACGUGUACAAAAAGAGGGAACAUUCGUUUAGAGCCUGAGAUGUGACACAUCUGUGUCCUGUGUGAUAUUAAGAGCGGCUUUCAUGAAAACCGUAAAUCACCUUGGAUAAUUACGAUUUCUCAGAGCUAGAAAGUCUUGUGAGAGCAGUCAGAUCUUGUCUGACAACGAAGGGCUUUAUUUCAAAAGGUUGAAGUCAUAAGACAUUCAGAGAGGGUCGUGUUG
Messenger RNA from Anarrhichthys ocellatus (wolf-eel), 3391 nucleotides. RefSeq names its product PC4 and SFRS1 interacting protein 1a (gene psip1a). The record is from RefSeq and is a predicted model, not a curated record. Lineage: Eukaryota; Metazoa; Chordata; Actinopteri; Perciformes; Anarhichadidae. Bases 101 to 1612 code for a protein of 503 amino acids. The transcript has 17 exons.